Mya arenaria is the source of this 4545-nucleotide messenger RNA. RefSeq names its product WD repeat-containing protein 11-like. Lineage: Eukaryota; Metazoa; Mollusca; Bivalvia; Myida; Myidae. Bases 206 to 3919 code for a protein of 1237 amino acids. The transcript is spliced from 29 exons. Gene Ontology annotation, molecular function: protein binding. Gene Ontology annotation, cellular component: cytoplasm. The record is from RefSeq and is a predicted model, not a curated record.
UAGACACAGUAAUAUAAAUAACUACUAAUUCAGUUCAAUACAUGGAAAUACCAGGGCUCUUGCUUGCAUUUGAUAUUUAAUGAGCAUAGCAAUGUAGUAUAUAUUAGCAUGCAAUUGGAAUGGUGGAUACUAUUUAAUAAUUACAUUGAGGUGGUGGGCGUGUUUGUUGUUAAAGUGUAAAUAUACUCAACCAGACUGCGACAGUAUGAAUCCAUCGCCAAAGACUCUAACUGGUAACCUGCUUAUCGACAAUAAAGGGGCGUGCGACUGGGGAUGCCAGGGUUUUCUUGCAUACGGAUGCAAAACAUAUGCCGUUAUUAUCGACCCCAAAACUUUACAGAUUAUUCAAACGGUCGGGCCACAGAAAGGCUUCAUCAAUGUGGUGCGUUGGUCAGGCGAAGACUAUCAUCAUGCGUUUGCAACGGGAAGCACCUACAAUCUUUACCUUGCCUGUGCUGAUACGAGUGGAGAUGUGGUCAUAUGGGAUGUAGUCAGCGGGCAAGUCAGAACUGAGCUAUCGGAUGCAUCAGCAACGAAAGCGGUUAUAGAUAUCCAAUGGCUGCGUGGCCACGCGACGUCACAUGACCUGGUUGUUGUAUUACGACAUCCUGACUUGCUGGAGCUUUGGGACGGGUUCACUGGAGUGAGGUUGUGGAGAAAAUCGUUUGGAGAGAAUCUGCUGUCGAUGACCCUUGACCCGUUCGAUAUUCAGAGACUUAUUUGUUUAAGUGAACAUCCUCAUUUGGUAGUUGCUACUGAUGUGACAGUAACGAAGGAGCCAUCUUCCUUACGAACUGUGCAGUUUUCAGACCCAAGUCCUAAACAAACUGGUCAAAGAAGAUUUUCAAAUGGAAGUGUUGCCUCUGAAAAAUCCUUAACGAGAAAUUCAAGCUCUCUAUCCAAGAUGGCUUCCCUAGCAACGAAUAUUCUUACCACUCAGGAUAGCUCAAAACGACGCGGCACGACCGAUGACACAGAAUGCACAACGAGCUGUAUACAGGCAGUUUUCAGUCCGGCACACCAAAACAUGGUAUUCUUGGUAUUUCCAACGGAAAUUCAGAUCAUUGACGUUGAAGUGGAUUUAGCGGUUCAUGCCCUAAGGCUUGACAAGUCAUCGCCAAGCUUUGUUAAGUGUCUACCAUGUAGGAAUGUUGAUAUGUUUUUCUGUCUUCACGAAAACGGAAGUGCUUCAGUUAGAGUAAGGAAACAGUCCAACAAGUUUCAAGGAGAAAACCGGGAAGAUGAAAUGAUCGACUUUAGUUACGAUGUGAAAUGUCACUCCGAUUCCUUGCGUCUGUUGAGGCACUGUAAGGUGUACAACUUUGUCUACCAUCCGUUUACGGAAAAGCAGGUUGCCCUGGUACUAAGUGACAGCAGAAUAAUCUUCAUUGACAUACUUACGUCGGAGUAUUCAAGCCAUGGGCCUUGUUUGACGCAAAGGAAACCCGCCCUGACGUUAGCAGAUUCUACUUGCGGAAAGAAGAUUGUGACAUUAGUGAAUGAUGCUUUGAGAAGUCGGGAAAAGAUAACUCUUCGAAUGGUGACAGCAGGCCUCAUAUCAGGGAUAGCAUCCCCUGUGACAGUCUUGGAAAUGGCCCCAUCUGUAAAUGAUAACCAUGGUGUUGGGAAGUGUGUCGCUGUCGGCUCCGAACAUGGAUCUGUCCAACUAGUUGACCUGUACAGUGGUCAGGUAGAGACCGAGGUAAAGCUGUUCACAUCACCUGUACGGGGUAUCGUUUGGGUUAAUACGACACACCUUCUGGUUCAUUCAUAUCCGGACCCGCCUUCGUAUGGAAACAGAACCAUUCAAUCCGAAAUGGUGGAUUUGAACAUUAAGUCAGGUCAGACCACUAGUAUUGUGGACAGAUCUGAGGCAAAGGGACAGUUGCUCCAGGUUACACUCUCACCUUCUAGGACAUACUGCGUUAUGAUUUACAAAGAAAAAGAAAUGGAGCUAUGGAAUAUCAAUUCGAGGCAGUUGCUCAGAGAAAUUUUGACGCCAGAAUUCAUCAGACCAACGUUUGCAAGUUGGUAUAACGUUGUCACAUGGAAGAGCACACGAAUGGAACGACCAGACAACAAUGGCCGGCUCCGAAAAAUGGUGAAAAGAGAAAGUUUGGAACAGUUUUUUGUGACGGGUCAGCUGAUAGACAACAAUGCUGUAACAAGACUCACAGUUUGUGACGGCGUUAUAACUGAACCAACUGUGUUAACAAACGAGAACCUCUUUGGGAUCUUUGCACCCAAAACAGAAAUAGUGACCAUGCGUUGGCAGACACAUUAUCUUUUGAUAGGAGAUCGAGCUGGAAAUGUGUAUUUAAAUAACGCCAAGGAAGGACGCCAUCAUGCAAGAAAGAUUGUCGAUAAGCGAGGGUUCGAGAUCCGAAGCAUUCAAUUUGCACCAGGGAAAAUAAACAUGCAGUUUUUCGUACAGUACUCGGACUGUGUAUUCGUGUAUAUUCUUCACCCUGAAACCUAUUCGGCUGACCUGUUAGCAACGAGCCCAACAUUAGGUUCUGAAAUGGUUGACCUUACAUGGUGCGGGGAAACUAGUGUUGCCAUAGCAACAGAGGACGGGUGCAUCCAUGUUGUCGACAUUUGUUGUAAAACUCCAAUAUCCCCAGUAACAUCAACCAAUGCAGAAAUAGAUGACUUUGUUCACGUAAGAGAGGGUUCUAUGAAAAACAGCGUUUCUUCUGUUUCAAAGUGGCAACUCAAUGGGAGUUUUAGCCCAGCUUUUCUUGAGCCAAAGAUGACAACACUCUUGAAAUACAGUUUACAGACCAACAUAAAACCGUAUAACAUCGAGGUCACCAAAUUAAUUGACCAACUCGAGAGAAAUGUUGUUCACUUUAUUCAGGACAAAAACACGAACAUAAGUGAAAGAUGUUUAAUGGUUGCAAGAAUGUUUGGCGAUGAACACGAUGUCAAUUUUUGGCAGCAGGUGAAGUACUCUUGUCAAAAUGGGAAACGUGAUACAUCAGUUUUGGAAGACAUUUCGAAAGACAUUGACAUACCGAGUAUUAUAUCUUCAUUAGCAACUGAGAAAGCAGAGCCGAAACUGAUAGACUUCGAUAGCGCUGAAGGGACGACGGAUACGGAUGUUGAAGACAGUCAAACUGACAAUGAAAUGGAUAUAACUUUGUCGAAUCGGUUUGAUACAGACCCUAGUCUUGUUUCGUGUUUCGGCGACAUGAUGAUGAGUGAGGAUUUCAAGGUAUAUGAGAGCCAAAAACUGUACUUGUUGAACAAACAUCGGAUAGAUAUGCGCGUUAAAGAGCUUUGCAGUCAACGGUGGAUUAUGUUGAACAAAAUAGACAUGGCGGUUUCUGUUCUCAUGGAAACAGACUUGGAACAGUCGCAGUUCAAGACAGAUUGUCUUAAGGCCUGCCUAGCUUCUAGUGUCAACCAGACUAGUACAUACCUGAGUACAAUGAAACUGGCCGCAACACAUCUUAUUGUUGCUGGAUUUAUCUCGGACGGAGUCGAGCUGUUGUGUUUGAUAAACCGACGAUUGGACGCCUGCAAAUAUCUCAUUUCCUACGGGAGAUGGCGCGAGGCUUUGUGGCUGGCAAAAGCGAGCCUAAGCCAAGGCGAAUGUCUACAAGUCGUAUGCAAGUGGGCCGAAUAUCUCUGGAAUUCAGACAGGAAGUCGAAAGCAAUUUUAGUUAUGUUAUCUGCACAGCAGUAUGUAAUGGUGUUACGAAUGCUUUGUGCCCAACGUCACUUUGACACAGCUGCCCUGUUUCUCGCCAGCUGUGUAGAACGUGGUGUUUUAACCAGAACGAAGAGCACAGAGCGGAUAUACCUGGAAUUUGCAAAACUGUUGAGUGUGACUAACUACACUUCGGCUGUGAACCAAUACUGUGACCUUGCUGGAGAAAGUGGUGUUCACUUCCGAGACACACAGAACGAAUAAAUAAUAGCUGUUUCCGUGGGCGUUUUAAACCACGAAUCAGCGUAUUAAUGAUAUAAUAAUAUUGAGAGAAUGAAGAUAUAUAAAAAUAGUACGCGCUUCUCAAAAGACAAACCGUUAUACGGAUAAGGUGUAUCUAUAAGUUGGCGCUUGUCAAACUUAGUACAGAUGAAUUGGUUCCAGCUUCUCAGAACAAGAACAAAUAAAAACAAUUAAUCCGUUGGUGCUAUAUCAUUUAAAAUAACAAAAAGUAAAGUUACCUUUUGGUGCACGCUCCUUAGAAUACACAACAUAUCGAUAGCGCCCCUUAAAUACAGAUGAUUGAAUUUUCACCUUCAUCUUUAUGCGUAUGAUGUGCGUCCUUCUUCAAAUUCUGAACAUAUAUGUAUAUGUUAAUCUCUUCGUUAUAAUAUAAAAAUAUUACAUGAAAUCCAUUGGAGCCUAUAGCCGAUCAAUUGGAAGAUCAUUUUUACAACUGCUAAGCCAAGGUUGCGGAAUACUUUGCCCGUCAGCAACUAAUAAAUAUUUCAUUGUAUUGCAUUUAAAAUAAAUUAUUCUCUUAAUAAAUAUUUCAUUGUAUUGCAUUUAAAAUAAAUUAAUUUUAAUAAAUUGAUGCAUCGUGUCGAUUU